Messenger RNA from Penicillium bovifimosum, 2214 nucleotides. RefSeq names its product RNA 5'-triphosphatase domain-containing protein. The transcript is spliced from 2 exons. Bases 1 to 2214 code for a protein of 737 amino acids. Gene Ontology annotation, molecular function: protein tyrosine/serine/threonine phosphatase activity. The record is from RefSeq and is a predicted model, not a curated record. Gene Ontology annotation, biological process: dephosphorylation. Lineage: Eukaryota; Fungi; Ascomycota; Eurotiomycetes; Eurotiales; Aspergillaceae.
AUGGGGCCCGACAGCAUCUCCGCCUUAUACGACUUGUUAACGUCGCAGCCCAAACGAUUGGGAAUCGCAACUAUCCCGCAAUACUUUUACUCGGUGCGCGCAGCUGCGCAAAAUAUUUCUUUCGUCUCCGUCGCCAGCUCCCUCCGUGGACUCUAUCGCAAUGACAACGUGAACUCGGUUCAAAUUGUAUUCGUUACUUGUGUGAUUGCAAUGACUGGGUGUGGGAUAUUAGCAUCGCUGGUGAAGCGCAAGCUGUCGUGGUCAAAUGAUCAGUCUGCGCAAGCCCCCGGUGCUCACAAGCGCGCGACCAAAUCUUCCAAAACGCUGAGCUCAUCGGACUCGGAAGACUAUGAAGAUGAAGACUACGAUAGCAAGACAUCAUUGCGUCGUGGAACCAAUCCGGACUACAAAGCGAAGGAUUUGUCGUCGGAGAAUCAGCAGCAAAGCUCCAAUGCAUAUGAAACCGACCCGGGUAUACUCAGGAAAUUCAGUACAUACAACUCUUACACCACUUCGGUAGCUACAUAUCCGACCAUUCGCACGUUCUAUAGCCCCCAUCCACACCUUGCUCGACUUCCGACAAAACCAACUCCUGUCCCAUUACUCGUGGUCAUUCAUGGACUGGGCGGGUCCCUCGCACAAUUUCACCACCUCCUGACUAGUCUGUCGAAUGUUGGAUCAUGCUUUGGCAUCGAUUUACCCGGGUGCGGGCUGUCCAAGUUUGCGCCGACGGAUUGGAACGCAUACACUGUGGAGGCUCUGUCUGAACUGCUAGCUGAAGCCAUCGAUCAGCACCGGGACCGAGAGGGUGGCCAGCAAGUCAUUUUGGUCGGCCACAGUCUGGGGUGUUCCCUGUCUGCCCUCUUGGCUUCCUCGAACUCCACCAUCGGCGCAAAGCUCAAGGAGCAUAUAAUUGGCCUGAUUGCCGUGUGCCCUCGUGCCUCACCUCCUUCUGCGCAGGAAACUGCGAAGUUCCGGCGAGCGCUCUAUGUUCCCGAUACUAUCUUCGAUCUUUGGCGUCGCUGGGACAGACGCGGAGGCGAAAAAAGUGCCAGCGUCAUGCGGAUGGUCGGCGUUGCUGCUGACGCGGAAACGCGGGAUCUUCAGGUGCGCUUCAACAAGCAAAGCCAAACGCCUGUUUGGCGACGUAUGGCAUGGGGCACACUCCCCAACUACGAUAAUGGCGAUGAGGCGAUUGGCGGGUUGCCCGGCGAAAAGAUCUGGGCUGGAGUUCAGAUGCCAGUCUUACUAGUCGCAGGAGAUGCGGAUGCUGUGACCAAGCCUGUGGAGGUGCAGAAGCUCUUGAAGUUCUUUGGCGAUGCUUCUGUCCAUACCACAAGUGAUACCAGCGACAGCAGUAUCAUUCCAGACGCUUCGCGGGUCCACAACCAAAUAUACUCUACAGCCGACGAUCUCGCCAAUGAGAAGGUCUUUGGUCUGGAAGUCUCCGAAAAGAACUUGGAAAUUGGCACCCGGAAACGAGUGGUCAAGUCCGUUAUCUUGCCAGCACCGGCAUCACAUGCAUUGCUCUACGACCGAGCGACCUAUCGCACUCUUGCAGGGAUCAUCCAGGAUUUCCUCUCGUCGAACAUCGACAAUCGCCUCGGUCUGGGCUGGCAAUUGCAGUUCAUGAACACAUCCGGAAAGUGGGAUGUCAAGAAUCUUGCCAAGUGGCAAAAGGUCGCUCCAGUCUCAGCGCCGAUCGCCAACACUUUUGCUGCGAUGAAGAUGCUACGCGAAGUUGAUGAAGAACACAACCCCGUUACUUUCUCUGCAAAGUACCGUGGUCGUAUCCACGCUGUUAUCGAUAUCAGUCACGAGAGUCCAGUAUACAACCCUGCUGAAAUGGAGAAGGGCGGGGUUCGCUACUGCAAGCAUCCGACUGUCUCUAAGAUCCCUCCGACUCCAGACGAGGCGCGCGACUUCAUCGCUCUUGUCAACAGCCUCCAGAAAGAGAUUGAUGAGAAGAUGGAGCAGCGCACAGACGCCGAAAAGUCAUUGCCGCGUCCACUUGUUGGAGUCCACUGUCACUACGGCUACAACCGUACUGGGUUCCUGGUUGUUUGUUAUUUGAUCGACCAGCUUGGCUAUGGGGUGCAAGAUGCCAUUGAUGAGUUCAAUCGAUGUCGGCCUCCUGGUAUUCGGCAUGGACAUUUCAUUGAUACACUGUUUGUUAGAUAUUGCGUUGGGCUGAAGAGAGCACCUACACUGUAA